AUGCAUAUCACCGCUAUCUUGGCCACUGCUCUCGUGGCAGCUAGCAGCGUAGCCGCUGGAAUCAAUUGCAAGGGCAGUGUGCUUUGCGGCCAAGGCACCGAACCGCUUUCCAACCUCAUCAACUAUGCCGGUGGCCUCAACGACGACCGUUGGUAUCAGAACGGCCAGCACAUCGUCUGUGGAGGUUCACUUUGUGCGUUUCUCCAAAACACCGGUGGCCUGCCCGGUCGUGAGAUCAAGCGCCUCCUCGGAGAGCUCCGCAAUCAUGGCUGCAAGUACUGCGGCAGCGUCCCGGUCUUCUUCCCCGAUGACAACAAUGAUGGAGACCAUGGUAUUCUGACCGUCAACUACGUCAGCAACCCGAACUGCCAAGGAGUUUGUUAA
Fusarium fujikuroi IMI 58289 is the source of this 384-nucleotide messenger RNA. RefSeq names its product related to KP4 killer toxin. Lineage: Eukaryota; Fungi; Ascomycota; Sordariomycetes; Hypocreales; Nectriaceae. Gene Ontology annotation, cellular component: extracellular region. The transcript has a single exon. The coding region runs from base 1 to 384 and encodes 127 amino acids. The record is from RefSeq and is a predicted model, not a curated record.